This is a messenger RNA of Ambispora gerdemannii, 903 nucleotides long. The record is from the annotation of a GenBank genome assembly. Lineage: Eukaryota; Fungi; Glomeromycota; Glomeromycetes; Archaeosporales; Ambisporaceae.
AUGCCUGACGAACAAAUACCACGCCCACAAAAUGCUUAUCUGUUAUUUUGUCGUGAUUUCAGAGAACGAAUAAAAAGAAACUGUCCUUGUGAUAGUUGUGCGUAUAAGAAGGUUGGAAUUUCUCAGAUAACAGCGGAAUCCCAAUGCGUGAAAAAUUACUCUUUUAAGGAUGUAUCGAAAUUAGCCUCGAUUAAUUGGAAAAUGCAAUCCGAAGAGGUUAAACGAUACUUCCAUGCCUUGAGUGUUUUGGCAAAAGAAAUUCAUAAAAUUGAAUUUCCUGGAUAUCGAUAUUCUCCGAAGCCAUCACGAAAAAAUAAUAGCAACAAAUCAGCAGUAUUUAUAGAUGAGUCGAAUAAAUUCAAUGAUUCUGAGGAUUCUGAUAAUGUUAGUGAACCUUUUUCAUCGAAUCGUUUUUCGUCCGCCUCUAUCUCAAUCGAAUUGGAAGACCUUUUAGGACUAGUAAACGACCAACCGAUUGCCGCCGAUACAGAAGUCUGUUUGCCGCUUAAUUAUCACAAUGAUAAUAAUUAUGAAGUAGAAAAUUCAAAAGAAAAAAUUUCCUGUAUCUCUGAAAUAAAUGUUCCACCGAAUCCUUUAGACAGUAGCAAAAAUGUAAAUAGUAACAAUAGCAAUUUAGCAUUUUUUGAAAAACAACUGUCGCCAAAACCAUCCCAAAAUAUAUUAGUGUGUCCACCGUCAUCGUCGUUAAAUGAGCAGCCUCAAUUGAUGUCAUCUGGUGUAAAUGAUGAAAACUUCAAUCACUUUGAUUUCUUUAUUGACAACUAUACUGAGUAUGAUGAUGAUACUUUGAAACUAUAUUAUCCUUCUUUACCUUCUUUUUCGUCUACCAAUUUUGAGAAUUUAUCAUUAGAUUUCAACAACCUUCCAGGCUUUGAGUUUUGA